ACAUCCAAUAAAUUACAAACUGUAAGGGAUUAUAAUAGAAAUUAGUUUCGUGUAAUAUUAAUAGAGUGCAUUAUUCAUCGAAUAAUUGUAAAACAAGACAAAUAGAUCAAAUGAUUGUUUAAUAGUAAAUAAAUUUAAUUUUCUAAAUUUCGAAAAAUAAUAUUGAAAAUUAAUUUUUAAAGUGAACCAAGGAUUUAUAUCUUAUUUUUAUAUCAUAAAUUUAUUAGUGUUUCAAAAUCAACAUAUGAAACUUUCAUAAUAAAAAUUAAAAACAUUUGAAACGAGAAAAGUUACUCGACAACAUGUUGCUAUCCACGAAGCUUCUGAUCGUUGUAUGGCUCCUCCGAUUGCAUUCAAUAUUGGCAGCUGUUGUUGUUAAUCGCCAAGUUGACAAUGUUUCUUCGUGUAACCUGCCGGAACCUCUGUUAAAAGAAAUAGAUUCUUACGAGAUAAUAGCUCGUGCCAUAAUGAACGAGGCCUUGAAUGGAUCCUUCAAAGGAACCACGUGGACCGGAUUAAGCUAUUUCACGGAAAAAUUUGGUCCUAGACUGUCCGGAUCCCAGCCGUUGGAACGUUCCAUCGACUACGUGUUGAAAGAAUCUGCCGAUUACGGAUUAGAAAACGUCCACGGUGAAAAUGUCACCGUGCCAUUUUGGGUGAGAGGAGAAGAAUCAGCAACUCUUUUGAGUCCCAGGCAAAUGGAUAUCGCUAUUCUGGGAUUAGGCACCAGCAUAGCUACCCCGCUACCCGAAGGUAUAACCGCGGAGGCCAUCGUAGUGAACAGUUUCGAAGAAUUGAUCGACAGAAAAAACGAAGUACCUGGAAAGAUCGUCGUAUAUAACCAGGAAUUUGUUUCGUACGGUGAAACUGUAAGAUAUCGAACUAAUGGAGCAACAGAAGCAUCGAAAUACGGGGCUGUCGCUGCCCUGAUUCGAUCGGUUACGCCAUAUUCGUUGUAUACUCCGCACACGGGUCACCAGUCGUACGGUGAGAAUGUGACCAAGAUUCCAGUGGCCUCGAUCACUGUCGAAGACGCUACUUUGUUGAGAGCAAUGGCGAACAGAAAUGAAUUGAUUAUAAUUAAUUUGAAAAUGCAAGCGGUAAAUCUACCACCCACGAUAUCGCGAAAUGUUGUCGCCGAUUUCCGAGGUUCCACAAAUCCUGAAAAGAUUGUCGUCGUUUCUGGCCAUAUCGAUAGUUGGGACGUUGGUCUAGGAGCAAUGGACGACGGUGGUGGUGCAUUCAUUUCGUGGUAUGCUGUGAAACUAUUGAAAUAUCUUAAUUACAGGCCACGACGAACAGUAAGAUUGAUCAUGUGGACAGCAGAAGAAAUGGGAUAUGUAGGAGCUCUAGAUUUCAUCAAGAACCAUAAAUCUGAACAAAAUAACUUACAGUUUGUAAUGGAAUCGGAUUCAGGCACGUUCACGCCUUUGGGCAUUGAAUAUACCGGUACAGAUAUAGUUGGAUGCAUCUUAGAAAGGAUUAUGACCCUCUUGUCUCCUAUGGGAAACCUGACGGUUCGCAGUCCUAACCAAGGACCCGAUAUCUCCACUUGGAUAAACGAAGGUGUACCAGGAGGUUCUCUUUGGAAUCAGGAUGAUAAAUAUUUUUAUUACCAUCACACGAAGGCGGAUACUAUGUUGGUCGAAAAUUCAGAUUCUCUUGACAAAGGAACAGCUCUUUUUGCUGCAGUGGCAUAUAUUCUUGCCGAUCUUAGCAUAGAUUUACCACGACACAAAUGAUGAAACUGUUAUACUAUUAAUGAAAAAAAUUUAUAAAAAAAAAAGAAGGAAAUAUUUAUGAUUAAUCUUUAUAUUAAAAUUUGUAUAAUUUUCAUAUAAAAUGUGAAAUAAUGAAUAAUGAAAAACAGAAUGAAUAUAUAUAUAUAUUUAUUAUUCAGCAAAACCUGUGAAAUUGAUAUUAGAAUAUAUAAUUUCAAUUUCUGGUAUGAAAUGUGAAAAAGUAAAUGUUUUAUUAAAUUAUAAAAUAAAGUUUUGUAAAAU
Messenger RNA from Apis mellifera (honey bee), 2003 nucleotides. RefSeq names its product carboxypeptidase Q. The coding region runs from base 303 to 1742 and encodes 479 amino acids. The record is from RefSeq and is a predicted model, not a curated record. Gene Ontology annotation, molecular function: metallodipeptidase activity. The transcript is spliced from 7 exons. Lineage: Eukaryota; Metazoa; Arthropoda; Insecta; Hymenoptera; Apidae. Gene Ontology annotation, biological process: proteolysis; peptide catabolic process.